This is a messenger RNA of Drosophila yakuba, 4630 nucleotides long. RefSeq names its product far upstream element-binding protein 3 (gene Psi). Gene Ontology annotation, molecular function: mRNA binding. The record is from RefSeq and is a predicted model, not a curated record. Gene Ontology annotation, biological process: regulation of DNA-templated transcription. The coding region runs from base 156 to 2564 and encodes 802 amino acids. The transcript is spliced from 7 exons. Gene Ontology annotation, cellular component: nucleus; cytoplasm. NCBI's taxonomy places the organism in Eukaryota, Metazoa, Arthropoda, Insecta, Diptera, Drosophilidae.
GUGAAAAUCCCGAGGGUGAAAGAAACGCCACCACUCAACCUAUAAUGCUACACAAUUUUUUUGCAAACGCAUAAUUUUCACCGAAAGCCGAAAGAAAAGUUAUCAAAAAACGUAGUAAAACACUGGAGAAAAACAGCUAAGCAGUAAGAACAACGAUGAGCGAGUUUCAGCAGCAAGGUGGCAUCAAUCAAUCGCAGGCACUCGCCCAGGCAAUCCAGCGUGCCAAGCAGAUCGCGGCGAAGAUCCAGCCGAGCCAGCAGGGCGGCGCCACAGCGGGUCCAUCGCCACCGUCUUCCGGUGGAGCGCCCAGCUAUAAGCGAAUGAACGAUGACGACGACAGCGGUCCGGAGCGCAAACGCUCCUUAGGCAGUCCGGAUUACGGCAGCCAUAGCCCCAACAUGAGCAGCGGGGGCGGCGGCGGAGGUGGUGGUCAGGGCGGUGCCAGUAUUACCCAGGCAAUCGCCCAGGCAGCUGCGGUAGCGGCUCGUUUGGCCGCCUCGGCUGGCACAAGCUGUGAGGAGCAGAUUCGACUGCCCGAAUCGGUGGCUGGCGCCUUUAUGGGCCGCGCCAGCAAUGACACCAUCACCCACAUCCAGGCGGAGUCCGGUGUGAAAGUGCAGGUUAUGCAGGAUCAAGAUCGCGUAAUCAUGCUGCGUGGCCAAAGGGACACGGUGACCAAGGGCCGCGAAAUGAUUCAGAACAUGGCCAAUCGAGCUGGCGGUGGACAGGUGGAGGUGCUGUUGACAAUCAACAUGCCGCCACCGGGACCCAGCGGGUAUCCGCCUUACCAGGAGAUCAUGAUUCCGGGCGCCAAGGUAGGCUUGGUCAUUGGCAAGGGCGGCGACACCAUUAAGCAGCUGCAGGAGAAGACCGGAGCCAAAAUGAUCAUCAUCCAGGACGGACCCAACCAGGAGCUAAUCAAGCCCCUUCGCAUUUCCGGCGAGGCGCAGAAGAUAGAGCACGCCAAGCAGAUGGUGCUCGACCUGAUUGCCCAGAAGGAUGCCCAGGCUCAGCAGCAAGGCGGCCGCGGGGGUGGUGGAGGUGGCGGUGGUCCUGGCAUGGGAUUCAAUAACUUCAACAACGGCAACGGCGGCGAGAGCGUCGAAGUGUUUGUGCCCAAAAUUGCAGUUGGUGUGGUAAUCGGCAAGGGCGGCGAUAUGAUCCGUAAAAUACAAACCGAGUGCGGCUGCAAACUGCAGUUCAUUCAGGGAAAGAACGACGAAAUGGGUGACCGCAGGUGCGUCAUUCAGGGCACUCGCCAGCAGGUCGAGGAUGCCAAACGCACCAUUGAUGGGCUAAUUGAGAACGUGAUGCAACGAAACGGCAUGAAUCGCAACGGCAAUGGAGGAGGCGGUGGCCCAGGAGGAGACUCUGGCAACUCCAACUACGGCUAUGGAUACGGCGUUAAUCACGCCCAAGGUGGACGGGAGGAAAUUACAUUCCUAGUUCCAGCUUCCAAAUGUGGAAUUGUCAUUGGUCGAGGCGGUGAGACCAUUAAGCUGAUCAACCAGCAAUCUGGAGCCCACACCGAAAUGGAUCGCAAUGCCAGCAAUCCCCCCAAUGAGAAGCUCUUCAAAUCCAAGGGCACCACCGACCAGGUGGAGGCAGCCCGCCAAAUGAUUUCCGAGAAGAUCAACAUGGAGCUUAAUGUCAUUUCCCGCAAGCCCAUCGGUGCAGGUCCCGGCGGUGGUGGCGGAAAUUCGGGCGGUGGCCAGAACAACUCUCACCACAAUCAGCAGCAAGGCGGCUAUGGCGGCCAGAAUCAAAUGCAGGGCGGUGAUCCCAAUUCUGGAGCUGGCUAUCAACAACAGCCUUGGGGUGGACCAUACGGUCAGCAGGGUUGGGAUCCGUCCGGUCAACAGCAGCAGCAGCAAAUGGCCAUGGCUAAUCAAGGAGCCGCUGCUGCGGGCGGAGGGGCUGGUGGCCAAGACUACUCGGCGCAGUGGAUAGAGUACUACAAACAAAUGGGAUGCCAUCGAGAGGCUGAAAUGAUUGAGCAGCAAAUGAAGGCCAAGCAGUCGGGCGGCUCCUCAGGUCCUGUCCAGCCGCAACAGCAGCAACAACAAGCCCAGCAAUCCCAACAGCAGCCAGGAGGCGCCGGUGCCGGAGGAGCCGACUACAGUGCCCAAUGGGCGGAGUACUAUCGCAGCGUGGGCAAGAUUGAAGAAGCGGAGGCCAUCGAGAAGACAUUAAAAAACAAGCAACAGAAUGGAGCCGGUGGCCAGAGCAAUGCGCCGAAUCCCAGCCAAGGCGGUCCCAACCCCGGCCAGCAGCAGUCCAAUCCCGCUGCGGCAGCGGCUGCAGCAGCUGCUGCUGCAGCGGCGGCCGGUGGUUAUGGCCAGAGCAUGACGCCCAGUCAGUAUGCACAGUAUUCGCAGUAUUAUGCAGCUGCGGCUGCAGCUGGUGGUCAGCCUCAGGGAGCGCCUCAGCCUGGCGGAGGGCAGGGCGGCGGUCCGCCGACGAACUAUCCUGGCAAUUAUCCGGGCGCUGGCUACGGCGGCUAUCCCGGUGCGCCGGGCCAACAGCAGCAGCAGCAAAAAUCGCACAAAAACGACAAACACUGAGGACGUUCGAUGGGAUCGAAAUCAGGUGCGGAAAGGAGGCGUAUUUGGGAGUGGAAGCGAACGCCGAAGUGGAAGAUGCUGUGGUCUGAGGACGAUGCAGGUGCCUUGAAUGGGGUGAGUUCCUAUGCCAAAACAUUUCCAGUAGUUGUCUGAGGAGUGUGUUUAUGUAUAUCUAUUGAAAUUGAAUUGCCGCCCAUAAAUUGUGCAUUACGUAUUUUUGCUUUACCCAUCUGCUUUAAAUGGUCGCUUUAUUUUAUAAAAUCAGUACUCUCCCUUUCUGCAUUUCAUAUAUUCUUACACAAUGCAAUUAUGGGUCGACAUUUUCCAAUUAAGUUCAUACAAAUUGGUAUUUUGUUUAAACUCAUUGGGUUUAGACAAUGAUAAUCAUCUGCAAUAGUAGUGGCCGUCAUUGGAUGGGCUCUACGUUUCAGAUGAUAGUCAUUUUCCUCCGAAUCUAAGUUUGUUGGCUCAAUUGGAAGAUGGUGUGAUCCAACGCCUACAUAAUGACUUGUAAUAUCCUAACCCAAUCUUGUUUACCAUGCGUAAAACUCUUUGCAGUGAUCUAUUGUUCUACUAUGUCCUAUGUCUUUUAAUCCCCUCACAAAACUAGCAAAUCAGAAAUGAAAAGCAAAAGCAAAUGAUUUUUAAUUGCAAUAACAACAGCAAAAGCAAAAGCAGAAGCAUCACCACACAGACAACACACGGCGGAAUGGAGACGGCGGACAUCAGGCGAGGACCCGGAUAAAUCAGCCAAUCGAUCGGAGAACGUUUAGCUUUUGCAGAAAUGUAAAUUAAUAUUAUUAACAUUGUCUAUUAUUUGGAUAUUGCCUAUAAUUUCCCCACUAGUUUGUAAGCGAUUUCCUCGAGAUCCUAAGUCUACAUUUACCUAAUAAUUAUACAUAAUUCCGACCGAAUGAAACAUAAUGCUCUUGCUGUUCAUGAUCACCACUUGCACAGACAUACAAAGAGAAGCUAAUUGAAUCCGUUUUGGGUGUUUUGUUCAUUUUUUUAUACACAUCUGCAUAUAUAUAUAUACAUCGCAUAUAUAGGUUCUUUCACCGUCUAUUCAGGCAACCAAUCUGCAGUGGGUGUUUUAGUAUUGAAAGACACCCUUUGUGACAAAUUCUCAAUUGCAAUAGCUGAAGUACUAUAAAGUUAGCAGCGUACGCAUAUAUUUACAGCAAUAAAGAUAACGAACGUUUUAUAUACAUGAACUCAUUUUCACGUACUUAGCUUAGCUUAGUUGUACUAAAAACCAUUUGAACUAGUUAUGAUCUACAUUUACACAUGAUCUAUAUGUCUGCUGAUCUGGUAAGAAUUAAACGAUUUGAUCGAACCUUUUAUAAAAAUUUGAUUCAAGUGAGGGCCUGGUAAAAAGGUUAUCUUCAUUAAUUGAUAUAAUAUUUUGCAUAACAAUAUUUUCAUCUUUCAGUUCUGGAGAUUCCAUGAAAUCAUUUUUGUACCACUAAGGUGAAACUGAACUGACUUUUAAAUUAUUUCCUUGUCUAUAUUUGUAUUUUUUCAAUUAUAAACCUGGUUUCAAUACACUUGCAAUAUUUACCUUUAAACGAACGCGCAAGAUAAUCAUGCUUGUAAAUUAAUAUCUAUUUCACCAAAUGCAAACAUAAAGUAUGUUAUUUUCAGAGGCCGCUCUUCAGACCAGUUAUUAGCAGAAAUACGAAAUCAAACCCCAAAACUUUUUCACACUAUAACAAACGAAAAAACAAAAACACGAUGAAAUACGAACCACAUAUAUUGUAAAAGUGUCAAACUUGGUAAGAUUGUGUGUUGUUAUUACUGUCUAUUAAAAACAUAUUGCAAUUCAAACAAUGAAACUUACCCAAUGAAUGUAGGUCUACCAUAAUUUAGUCUUAAUAUCGACAUAUAAUCUAAGUUUUACGUCUCCCCAAAUAUCUGAUUGUUGCAACAGCAGAUGAACCAUAUUGUAACCGUUGUUCGGCCACGCAGGAUCAGUUCGGGACUAACAUCCAAAUCCUGAUCUCCGUCCUGCAGCCGACAAAGCAUUGAAUAAACAUUUAAUAUACCGUAUAAUAUAUAUCCACAUA